AUGGAAGCUCAUCAGCAACUGAACGAGGACAGUGGAGGGAACAAAACAGGAGGAGGCGGGAACUUUCUGUGCAGGCAGAGCAGUACGCGGUGGACACCCACGAGUGAUCAGAUUAGGAUCUUGAAGGACCUUUACUACAACAGCGGAGUCAGGUCGCCGACUGCAGACCAGAUUCAGAGGAUCUCUGCCAGGCUCAGACAGUAUGGGAAGAUCGAGGGCAAGAACGUCUUUUACUGGUUUCAGAACCACAAGGCUCGCGAGAGACAGAAGAAGAGGUUCACCAACUCCUCAAACACUACGAUGUCGUCUGAACAUGUACUGCUCCCCAUGCAAAGACCUUCUCUGCCGCACUCACAAGCUCACAACAAUGGCGUCCGGAAACCAAACAUCAACGAUCAGGACUCCCUUCACCACAAGUUCUCUAACACAAGUUAUUCUUCUGGAAUUCCCGCUUCGGCUGGUGUACUUACUGCUCCUGGUGCUCAAAUGGGAAACUAUGCAUAUGGAUCUGUUACCAUGGAGAACCGUUUUAGGGAUUGCUCAAUAUCACCAACAGGAAGCAGUGUAGCUUCUGGCAACGGCGGACCCCUAAACCACCAUUGGGUAAGCAUAGAUCACUACUCAACGUCUUACAACUUCUUCGAGAAGAGGAAAUCAGUCCUCACUGAAACUAUUGAAGAAGAAGAAGAGGAA
Carica papaya (papaya) is the source of this 693-nucleotide messenger RNA. RefSeq names its product Homeodomain-like superfamily protein (gene WUS). NCBI's taxonomy places the organism in Eukaryota, Viridiplantae, Streptophyta, Magnoliopsida, Brassicales, Caricaceae. Gene Ontology annotation, biological process: plant organ development. The record is from RefSeq and is a predicted model, not a curated record. Gene Ontology annotation, molecular function: DNA binding; DNA-binding transcription factor activity.